AUGUCCCUCCUCAAACAGCUCUCCCGUCUCCCCCGGAAACCCCUUCGCAUCGCCCCGAUUGCUGCCACCAAGCGCACCAUUGGAUCCGUCAGUGCAAUCGACUCGAGCAUCUUCCGCACCCUCUUCGGUACAGAAGAGAUCCGAAAGGUCUUCGACGAUGAAUCCUACAUAACCCGCUGCGUCGAAGCCGAAGCGGCUCUCGCGCGCGCCCAGUCAACAUGCAACGUCAUCCCCUCGCACAUCGGCUCCCUAGUCACAAACAAAGCACUCCCCUCCUCACUAGACAUGGACCGCCUACGCAAGGAGACCGAGAUCGUCGGGUACCCGAUCCUCCCGCUCGUGCGCCAACUCUCAGCCAUGUGCGGCUCAGACGCAGGCAAAUACGUGCACUGGGGCGCAACGACCCAGGAUAUCAUGGACCUCGCUUCCGUCCUGCAAAUGAAGCAGGGGCUCGAUAUCGUAGAGAAGCUGCUGAACGACGUCAUCGCCGUUCUGCGCGGCCUGUCCGUCAAAUACAGAGACGCGCCCAUGGCCGGCCGCACCCACCUCCAACACGCCCUCCCCGUAACAUUCGGGUACAAAUGCGCCGUGUGGCUGUCGAGCUUCCAGCGGCACGCGGCGCGCCUCAAGCAACUCCGCGAACGCACCCUCCUCGUGCAAUUCGGCGGCGCAGCGGGCUCCCUCGCGUCGCUGGGAUCCGGCGACGCCGGCCUCCGCGUCCGCAAGGCCCUCGCGGACGAACUGGGCCUCACGAACCCGCCGAUCACAUGGCACGUUGCGCGCGAUGGCGUGGGCGAGAUCACGAACUUCCUUGCGCUGCUUGGCGGGUCGAUGGGGAAGCUCGCGCUCGACGUGAUCGUCAUGUCGUCGAACGAGCUCGGCGAGGUGUCGGAGCCGUUCGUCCCGCACCGCGGCGCCUCCAGCACGAUGCCGCAGAAGCGCAACCCCAUUUCGUCGGAGGUGAUUCUUGCCGCGUCGAAGCGGCUCCGCUCGAACGCCUCGCUUGUGCUUGAUGGUAUGGUUGCGGAUUUCGAGCGCGCCAGUGGGCCCUGGCAUCUUGAGUGGAUUGCCGUUCCGGAGAGCUUUGUUCUUGCUGUGGGCGCGCUGGAGCAGACGAAGUUUGCGCUGGGUGGGCUGGUUGUGCAUGAGCGGGCUAUGUUGAGGAAUCUCCAUUCUACGAAGGGGCUUAUUGUUGCUGAGGCGGUGAUGAUGGGGCUUGCGCCGUUUGUGGGGAGGCAGAGGGCGCAUGAUAUUGUGUAUGAGGCUUGUCAUGCGACGAUUGAGAGUGGGGGGAGCCUUGAGGAGGAGCUGGCGAAGAAUGAGGAGGUGAUGGAGAAGAUGGGACUGGAGAGGGUGCGGGAGUUGUGUGAUCCAGUUAAUUAUUUGGGGGCUUGUGGGAGGAUGGUGGAUGAUGUUUUGGCGGUUGAUUGA
Messenger RNA from Aspergillus mulundensis, 1431 nucleotides. RefSeq names its product class-II fumarase/aspartase family protein. The coding region runs from base 1 to 1431 and encodes 476 amino acids. Gene Ontology annotation, molecular function: catalytic activity. The transcript has 2 exons. NCBI's taxonomy places the organism in Eukaryota, Fungi, Ascomycota, Eurotiomycetes, Eurotiales, Aspergillaceae. The record is from RefSeq and is a predicted model, not a curated record.